Molecule: messenger RNA, 464 nt
Organism: Geodia barretti
Lineage: Eukaryota; Metazoa; Porifera; Demospongiae; Tetractinellida; Geodiidae
Source: the annotation of a GenBank genome assembly
GAAGCUCUUCUGCGCAUGCGUACAGAUGGUGCAGGACAGAAUAUAUAGUAGAAAUGGCUCAGCAGCGUGCCUGGGAGUGCGGUUGUGCAAGAGAAUGGCGGGGGUACGGAGUUUACCUACGCAUAGAACACAACGCCUGGAACAAGACUGAAUACCUAGUGACACAAAGGAUCAAUGGCCACUAUUCCAGUGCCUCUCGCGGCUGUCACACCGUUCUACAAAAACUCCGUCCCACACGAAAACGAGCAGGAUGCGGUAACUACAGUACACUGUAUAUCUGGAACGAAGAACAUCCAUACAGAGCUCCAAAAGCUGCAAACGUCGAUCAUCAAUCAAGCGGUGUAUACGUACGUAUAAACCGACAUCACGUGAGCUUUUCGCACUGCGAAUAUAUAUACGAUAUGCAGGCAAUUUACACUGCCGAGCGCAAUGCGCUUGUGAUGGUAAUAACUACACCCCUUUCU